AUGCUCCAAAGGACUAUCGUAAGCCUCGUCGUAUGCAGCGCUUCGGCUCUCAACGUCCGUAGUAGCAAGCUUGCCCCAGAGCUGCCUCCAGCAGCACUGUCUCGUCGUGCCUGGGGCGACGCGGCCGCGUGCGGAGCCGCGGCCGCAUGGGUCGUCGCCGCGCCAGCCGCCCAAGCCUUGGUGACGAACCCGAUCUGUGCCUCCGGCGUCGGCGACGGCUGUGCGGAGCUCGCCGCGGGGGAGUCGCCGCUCAUCGCCGAGCUGCAGGCGCGGAGCGCCGAGAAGCGCGAGCAGCGCCGGAAAGAAUCACUUGAAAGAUACUCGGUGAACAAUUUCAACGACUUCUUCGCCGUCGACAACAAAUCGUUGGUAAGGCACGCGGACGGAACUUUCGAAGCCUUGCCGAAGGACGUCAUCGCCGAGGGCCUGAAGAGCGGGCGCAUCAAGUACGGCGCGCGGAGUGCGGGCAUCGCGGACUUCAGUACGAGUCGCGCGCCGUUCGAGUUCAACGAGUCGUCUCCUGCGAGUCCUCCUAGUAGCAGUAAUGAAAAUUUGCAAUAGCAACCCUUCCUGCGACGGACGCUAGCGUUUCGCGCUAGGAAAGCUCUCCAUCCAGGCGGAGCUGAGCAGUGCGCGCUCGCCUUGCGCGAAGUUGUGGAGGAGCGGGCAGCCAGUUUGCGUACGGUAUCUGCGCCAGCGUUGCUCGGUCGUCCGAUCGGCAGCGAUUACAGAUCGGCAGCAAGAUUACAGAUCGGCAGCAUGGGUUUGAACUGGAUCAGGGAACGCCGCCGAAGCAGCGACAAAGAGGUCGUACAGCGCAAGAAGGUCGUAAAUCCGGACACGGGCGAGACGCCGGCCGGCUACAACAAAAUGCUGCGCGACUGCGCGCGAAUCGCCCUCGCGGGAGCGAGCGCCACGUUACUAUGCGGUUGGCCGCACGUCGCACUCGUCGCUUCCGCCGUCGCCGCGGGCUUGCUCCAGCAGGGGACGACCUACUCGAUCAAAAACUGGAAGUGGACGGCCGUGUCGUGGUGUCUGCUCCCAGCAUGCCUCACGGCAUGGUUUCUGCGGUCCACCGCGGGAAUGAUCGACCCGGACCGCGGCUACUCGAUUUAUAUCAUUUUUGUGAUGGUCGGACGCUUCACGGAAUUCGCGGCCGGAUCGACCGUUGCCAUAUUCCUCGCCUUCGCGCUGGCGGCGCCGCCCGACAAGUCCGGCGAGGCUCGAUGA
Messenger RNA from Pelagomonas calceolata, 1230 nucleotides. The record is from the annotation of a GenBank genome assembly. NCBI's taxonomy places the organism in Eukaryota, Pelagophyceae, Pelagomonadales, Pelagomonadaceae.